AGAGGAGAAACAUUCAGAGCUGCUGAUCAGGAUGUCAGGUAACUGGUCCAUCGUGCAGCUGGCUCCGCCCCCUCCCAACUCCUCCCAGUUCCCCCCUCUCUCAGACUGGGAGGCUCCCAGCUUCACCCGGGCCGCCAUGUUCCGUGUGGGCGCCACGCUGCUCUUCCUGUUCGCCGCCGCCAGUAACCUGGCCCUGCUGGCGAGCGUGUGGUGCGGGCGUGCCCGGCGGCUGGCGUCCCACCUUCGGCCGCUGAUUCUGAGCCUGGCGGCGGCCGACCUGAUUAUGACGUUCGUGGCGAUGCCUCUGGACGCGGCGUGGAACGUGACUGUGCAGUGGUACGCCGGGGACGCGCUCUGCAAGCUGCUCUGCUUUCUGAAGCUGUUCGCCAUGCACGCCUCUGCCUUCAUCCUGGUGGUCAUCAGCCUGGACCGCCAGCACGCCAUCCUGCGCCCGCUGGACGCUCUGAACGCACACCAGAGGAACCGGCGCAUGCUGCUGCUCGCCUGGAGCCUCAGCCUGCUGCUCGCAUCGCCACAGCUGUUCAUCUUCCGGGCCAUCCGGGCCGAGGUCGCCGACUUCAUUCAGUGUGCGACUCACGGCAGCUUCAGCCGCCGCUGGCAGGAAACGGUUUACAACAUGUUCCACUUCAUCACGCUGUAUGUCGUCCCGCUGCUGGUGAUGAGCUGCUGCUACAGCCGCAUCCUGCUGCACAUCCACCUGCAACACCGCAGAAACACAGCAGGUGAGUCCUACCUGAGGCGCAGCGGCACUGACAUCAUCCCGAAGGCUCGGAUGAAGACUCUGAAGAUGACGCUGGUCAUCGUGCUGUCCUUCGUGGUGUGCUGGACGCCGUACUACCUGCUGGGCGUGUGGUACUGGUUCCAGCCUGCCGUGCUGCGCGCCACGCCCGAGUACGUCCACCACUUCCUGUUUGUGUUCGGGAACCUGAACACGUGCUGCGACCCCGUGAUCUACGGCUUCUACACGCCAUCGUUCAGGGCCGACCUGGCCGCCUGCUGCCAGCGCCGCCGCCGCGGGGCGAGACGUGACGCAGCGGCGGCGUCUCCGGACAGAUUGGGUCCUCACAGCGGGGAGCACGAGGCCCAGCACGCCACCAACAACCAGGAAGGAGACUGAUGCUGACCAAUCACAGGAAGGAGACUGAUGCUGACCAAUCACAGGAAGGAGACUAGACCAUGAUAGCCUCAAAACAGCUAUUUUUAAAACACUAAGAAGGCUCGACACAACAUGAGACUUUGCUCCAAGUAUCACCAGGGGCUCUACACAUGAACGAAAGCAUUGACAACAUUGGUUGUGUUCACAGAGUUUACUAAAAAGAGGUUUUGAGUAAAUCACCGUAGCUCUGGUUGUUUCCGGCCGCUACCACCUCGGCAGUCAAAAUGAGUCGAUAUCCGAAUGUGAAUGAACAGA
This is a messenger RNA of Perca fluviatilis (European perch), 1432 nucleotides long. RefSeq names its product gonadotropin-releasing hormone II receptor-like. Gene Ontology annotation, molecular function: peptide binding; gonadotropin-releasing hormone receptor activity. Gene Ontology annotation, biological process: G protein-coupled receptor signaling pathway. The record is from RefSeq and is a predicted model, not a curated record. Gene Ontology annotation, cellular component: membrane. NCBI's taxonomy places the organism in Eukaryota, Metazoa, Chordata, Actinopteri, Perciformes, Percidae.